This is a messenger RNA of Amoebophrya sp. A120, 7237 nucleotides long. The record is from the annotation of a GenBank genome assembly. NCBI's taxonomy places the organism in Eukaryota, Dinophyceae, Syndiniales, Amoebophryaceae.
UGAUAUAGUAGUAGUACCCUGUUCCUGUUGUUCACAUUAUAGCGUUUUUUAUAACCCCACUCCCUUGCCCGAUGCCGCCCCCCUUGUGCAUUUGCAAGUUUGAUGUUUCUGUAGUUUCCUACACUCUUAUGUAGUGCUGGUCACACAUCAUCUCUCGAUUCCUGUAAAGAACUGAUGUACGACUGUAAGCGAUUUAUUUGUUGGCAAGAAUAACACCCCCCCCUGCACCAGUUACAUUUUUGGUUCUGUGAAAAUGCCAACUUUCGCAAGAUCAACAAGAAGGUAGACACGAUCACAAACCUCAAGAUGUUGCAGAAGAAGACUAACAGCACCGCAUUCCUGUCGCUGAAGAGCAAUGCUACGGCUACCUCCACCGACCCAGAACGUCGCGGCACGACGACCGUGCCAAGCAGUGUUAGCUCCGGCCUGUCCUCGGUCGGCUCGCGGUUUUCCAUAGCCAGCAACAAGACCGAAGGAGGACAUCAAGCGGGCUCUUCUGGGCGAACGUCUUCUGAUACAACGGCUGGCGCAGCUGUUGUAGGUGUACAACAGCAUCACCAUCAUCAUAGGGACAAGUCCAAUGCUGCCUUGCAGAAGCAGCUUGAGCACUGCCUGCAAAUCUUCGAGUCGGUGGAGGAGCAGAAAGCGACGACCCAGUCCGCGCUGAGCGCCAAAAUGCUGCACGCUUUGAUGCUCUCGGAGGAGCAGCACGAGCGCGAACGGCGGGCGGGAAAGCACCCGGCAUUCGGGUCUCUGCAGAGUAAGGAGCCGGUAGUGCCACCACCUGGAGGAGGUGCAGCUCCAUCUUCCGGAAGAAGCUCGCCGAGGGGGGGAGUUGUAGUACCUACUACUGGAGUUGUUGUGGGCGCCGGUGGAGAUCAGAGCGCGGCAACCGCGACAAGUAGCGACCCCGACUUGCCGACAGGUCGUGGUCCCAGACCGAGACCGUCUGCCGCCGAAAACGCAGCGGGAUUCGCUUCCUUUUCUCCGCAGCUCGUCACGGUCCCGGGUUCUCUCGACCCGCACACAGCAGACGAAGACCAACAGCACCGCAACAAGAACAAGGGGGACGAAAUUACAGGUAGUAAAACAUCUUCAGCUACAGGAAGUAGAAAUAUUACCAGUAGUCCCUCCGCAACUACUACCUCCUCCUCCUAUCAGAAGCCUUUAGUAUCUGUAUCCCCACAAGCUGUAAGUAGUAAAUCCUCGCCUGCCACCUCGGGCACGACAACCAGCAGUCCCCGGCCCAGCAAAGGAGCCAUGACAGCUGCCCGGAGUGGGUCGUUCCAACAGCAGCGAAGCAAGAAGCAAAGCCUGCGCCAUGCGACGUCCUGGUACAACCAGUCACUGUUGCUGAAAAAGGACCACUUUGUCAAGCAGUGGGAGGAAACUUUUCCGGACUGCCCGAAAAUCACCCAUCCGCAGCAACAGCCCGGCAUGGGUGAGCAUUGGUCAUUUGUGACGGUCCGGGAGUUGAUCAACCACUUCCAGAAACUCCCGGAGCAACCCUUGCACCCGUAUUUUGUCAUGCGGCUGCUGUCCGACGCGGAAAGGCUGAUGACGAAGAAGCACAACAACGCGGUCUUCCAGCUCACAGACAAAAGUUUAUACUUCUCAGGAAGCGGUACAACUAGAGGUAGUGAAAAGAAAAAGUCAGGGAAUAAAGUGGAAACAACAGCAGGAGCUGCUGCAACUUCUGCAGCAGUUGCACUUGCAGCGGAAGUAAAUACUAAAGACAUAAAGCAAGAACCUUCCAAGUCCUCCGCCCCGACUUCGCGCCUGAUCAUCGUCGGCGACACGCACGGGCAAUUGGAGGAUGUGUUGUGGAUUUUCUACAAAAAUGGGCUUCCCUCGGCGGAAAAUCAGUACCUUUUUAACGGGGACAUCGCCGACCGCGGGUUUUACUCAAUCGAGAUUUUUCUGUUGGUGUUUUCGUUGAUGCUCAUCUUCCCCAACCACGUGCACAUCAACCGGGGCAACCACGAGGACGCGAACAUGAACAUGGACCCGCACAGCGGGGGCUUCUACGGGGAGUUGAUCGCGAAAUACGGGACGCAGCUCGGGCAGUCGAUCUACCACCAAAUGCUACGGAACUACGCGGUGAUGCCGCUGGCGACGUUGUUGAAAGAGUCGAAAAUUUUCAUCGUCCACGGGGGUUUGUCGCGGGUGACGGAUAAUUUCCUACAGACCCUCUUAACCUUGGACCGGCAAACCCGGUGCUGCUACGCGAUCCCGGAUACGCCGAGUCACAGCAAUCCGGAAACUUGCUUUUUAGAUGCGAUGUGGGCGGACCCGGCGCCGGACGAGGGGGACCGGUCCAUCGGAAUCUCGCCGUCGAGUCGGGGGCCGCAGCUGAUUCAGUUUGGAAAGGAUGUGACGAAAAAGUUUUUGAAGCAAUCCGACUGCAAACUCGUGAUCCGUUCGCACCAACUGCCCGACAACAACGAUGGUGUGCAAUUUCACCACGAUAGGAGGCUGAUCACCGUCUUUUCGGCUUCGAAUUAUUGUGGGAUCCACGGGAACCAGGGCGCCAUCUUGGUUCUGACCAGGCACGAGGAAGGGGGCCCGCAUUUGGAAGUCGAGCGGCAUUUUUCUCCGAGUUUUGAGCAAUUGAAAGAGGUGGAUUUCUUCGCCAGUUAUGGAGAAACAUAUGGAAAUGCCAUGGGAGCAGGAGCCGCAGCUAGUGCUCGUGAUUCAAAAAGAGCAGGAAUUACGAAAAGCUUGGUUCCGCAGGGGACCAUUGGACGAAUUGCGGUGGAGGACCGAGGAGCAGGAAGGGCGGACACAUCUGAAGAACUACAGGUAGUUGACGAGGAGGAGGGGGACCAAAAUAAAAAUACCAAAAAAUCUCCUGCUGCGGCAUCGGCUUCUGCUCCGGAAAAAUUGCUAUCCUCUUCCCCGCGCACCUCCGCUCUGGAAAUGGAAAAGAAGGCGAUGGCCAAACUGCGUAGCGGCGCUCUAGGUCGCCUCCGGAAGAAAAAGCUCACCUACGAGGUGAAAACCCGGUUUUCCAGGAUCCUGGUGGAAAACAAGCAAGCGCUCUGGAAAUACUGGCUCGCGAUCGAGCAUCAAGGGCAGCAACAGCAGCAGCAGCAUGGAGGACCACGACGAACUUCCACCAGUGACUUGUCUGACCGUUCGAGUGACAGUAUCCGGAACUCAAGUAGGCCCAGAAAAUCUAACACACCCGACGGAAUGAUCACGCAGCAGAGUUGGUCCGACGGAAUCGUCUCGAUCGCCGGUGCGCCGGAUAUGAAGGAGCUGCCCUGGGGAAAGCUGGUCUCGGAAGUGCUGGGGAUCGAGGACGAGCAUUCGCAUCUGAUCGACUACUAUUUCACGUUGCACAGAUUCCGGGUGGUAAUUAAAGAGGAACUAGAAGCGGAGCACGGCAGACGGAUCCAGGGUCGGAACAACAGGGGGAAUAAAAGAAGUGUGGUCUUUGCAGAAGGAGAGGCUGGCGCAGCAACAUCUUCAGAGCAGUACAAGAAGAUGUUGAACACAAAAUCUUCGAAGUCCUUCGACCCUCGCGGCACCAUAGAGCUCAUGGAGGUUGAUAGUCUUAUUUCUGGGUCUGAUCCGGUGGGUCCUGCUGCUGGUGACAGCACGCAGCUAUUAACGAAUCGUCGAGCAAUCAUAGCUCAAUCCACGACCUCCACAGGCGGAACUACACCAGCGCGCCAGCUUCCCGCUGCUGAAGGCGAACUUCCAGCUCUAUCUCGGGGCGUUUCGGAAGAUGAUACGGCAACCAACAUAGAAAUAAUUCCUCCCAAGAUGAACGUUCUCGACCCUACUGGCGCGGCGGGCGGGAACGUCGACCUGCGAUCCAGGUUAAACGCUUUCGACACCAUCCAGGACAAACGUGUUAUGGCAACGAAUGUCACGUUAAAGAAGAGAUCUACCGAGGACUUGGAGCGCAGCCGCAGGCUUAGCAGCGACGCGACAGCUAUAAUUUCCGGCACGGCUGCAGCGGUCGUGCUGAAGGACGUCGAUAGUAUUAUUCAAAAUGCCACAGACCACGCUCCUCCCGAGAACAACGAUAAUGAAACCAACUACAACAUCGGGGCGCUUUCUCUAGAAGCUCUGGAAGAGAAAGCUGGAGCUGCAGUACUAGGUCGCAAAACUGUGCCACAGAACCCCGCGCACGACGAGGCACAAAAGAGACCGGUCUUUCAGCAAACCUCGUCCAAUUGGAUGGAGGGGAUUCUGGCGAACAUUUUUGAGAAGCUGUUGCGGACGGAGGUCCCCUGGAUGGACUUGGUAGAACGGAUGAACAUCAAAAAAGAAUCCAGCAAUGCGUCUGCUGUUGGUGCUGGAAAUAAAAUUAAAGCGGAAGUGAACAAUAAGACCGAAGAUGGAAGCAGCGCAAAAAAUAACCCCGACGUUGAACAGCAAAACGAAAGCGAGACCCAAGCCGAUAGACGCACCAAAUUUGCCGAGCUGAUGGAAGAGCCAUUGGAUGUGAAGGUUUUUGAAAAGAUUCUGAUGUCUUUUAACGACCUUUUCGCGGACUACAGUGAAGACAAUUCGACUUCCACUACUUCUAGGAGGUCCAGAUCGAGCGAAUAUCAACUGCAAAAGUGUCCUCUGGGUCUGGAAGAUUGCCAGGUUUGUCAUGCAGGUUUUCUAUGGCUCAUAACGUUUAGAAUGCAGGAGCACCUAGCAUGACAAAGUCUGUGAGACCUCUAUCAUGUCCGUCCUUCAUGAGAAAUUCCCCCUCAGCUUGGUAAAAAAGGACGGCUGUUGGUAAUCACGCAACACAGAUUUUCUGCAUGAUGCAGAUUUAGGUUUAGCAUUACAAGUUGUGACCUUCCAGACCUAGACAUAUUUGCAUUUCAUAGCGAGACGCUGCUGACGAAAGACCAGGCGGCGAGUUUGAUCCGCACGUUGACAGGCUACGGGUCUUACAAUGCAGCUCCGAGUAAAGUAGAGCAACAGCAAGAACAAGAUGGCACUGGUACAACUAAAACUACGGCUCCUAAUAAAACCUCCGGCAAUAUCAAGAAGGGUAGUACCAAAGGAAAAGGCAAGCAACUACUGUCUCUCGCCGAAUUCCUUUCCCGGUUGGACAUUUGUUACAUAUCCUGUGCAAAAGUAUCGUACGCGUAUAAAUGCAAGUCUUGCAUUACAAAUAUUUUUCUUUGAGGUAAAUCAGCAUGACAAAUUUUAUUUCUCAUGCUGAGGAAAUUUGUAAUGCAUUUAUACGACUACGAUACUUUUGCAAUGCAUAUUACACGGGGUACAGCAAUCGUGUGCGACAGAACCAAAGACUUAGGGAGCAAUCGGACGAGGGGAAUACUAUCAAUGUCAACAAUGUCAACGCGGCAUUAAUCCGGGCCAGUAGCAACGAGAGCAGCGAGGAGAGUGAGUCGACACCCGAUAAUGUUUUUGCGAAGAAAAAGACCAGCACGACCGAGCGGACGUCGACCCAGUCCACACAAUCUGUUGACCGCUUUGAUUUCAACAAGUACGGCAGUACGACGGUCGCGAUCUGUUUGCGGAUGAUUGGCCGAGAUAUCGGGAAUAAGACGUUUGAACUCUUCAAGAACGCGGACAAGGAUCAAUCCGGAAUGCUGACCGAGAAGGAGUUUUUCGCGGUCACAGAACAGUUGUUACUCCCGCACGCGGAGUAUCUGCAACAGUACUUUUUGUCGGAUAAAAAAUUUAACUCGUCCACCUCGCCGGGCAACAAGAACACCUUCGCCCCGAUGCCGCGCACAACUACUUCAGAUGGAACAACAGCAGGUAUUGGUACAACCAAUGCCGCAAAUAAGAUUCCGGAUUCCCUUCUCCGGGAAAUUUUCAAGACGGUCGAUUUUAACAAAACGGGAAAAAUCAGCUAUUUGGAGUUUCUCCAUUGCUUCCAAGACCCAGACGGCGACUUCGGGUUUGAAAAGGUGACAAACGAGAAUGUUGACAGCAGUGUUACUAACACAGCCAAUGUCAAGCACGACGAGUUCCGCAUCGCCUUGAUGGAGCAGAUUUGCGGGGUGCUCUACACGAACAAACAGGCGCUACUCCGUAUGGAUGUGUCAGGAUCGAAAUCGUCAAAGUUGAAAUAGUUUGCCAUGCAUAAUAAAACCGAUACCAGUCAGAAGCCCACGUAUCAAGCGGCGCAUGACAAAUUUUGGCACCGUCUAAAUCCAAUUUGUCAUGCUGUUUAGGGACAGAGGGCGUCCUUUGUCAUGUUGCUUUAGCAGCUGUGUCGCAGACUCCAAACAGGCUGACAGUCGGCCUCACUUGCCAUCCCUGCAAGAGAAGCACUUCAUGCCUUGGAGUUUAUGCAUGAGAAAUCAUUUCAACUUUGUUGAUUUCAAACCUGACGCCUCCAUACUCCGGGUGUUCCAAUUUUUCGACGACAACCACGACCACCGGAUUACGUAUUGAGAGGAAAAAUCCCCCCUCCCCAUAUUGAAAAGGUAUGUCUCCGGAAAUUUGUGUUGCUGAUUUGAGGUCACAAAUCACAUCUGUCUUGCAAGAAGACAAGGGCAAAAGCUUCCGCCAUAUUAUCGAGGCGAUUUGUCAUGCCGUUGGGCCUAAAGGGAGGCCGUUUGCCAUGCUGAGCAACUAGACCCAUACGCCCCCAGCUAGCCGGCGGAUCUGGCCGCUAUGCCUUUCUGCAACGCAAAUCUGAUUUGUGUACCCAAAUCCAGCAUCAGAAAUUUCGUUUUGAUAUGGGGAGGGGGGAUUUUUCCUUUUGAUAUUACGCAGAUGGAGUUUGUGAAAGCCUUGAAGUGUCUAAACAUCGCGAUCAACCUCCGGGAUCCGCCGUUGACGAAGCAACAGAUCCAAAUGAUGGCAGACCACUGCGUUUUGGAUAAGGACGGGAGAAUCGACUACGUGCUGUUUCUGAACGCAUUGUGCAUCUGCGACAUGCAAACCGGAGAGAUUUUUGAUUAAGAAAGUACUUAAUAUACCUAUACGCAGACGCAUAGUUGUUAAGCUUAAGUACUUUACUUGCCAGAGCCAGUUCGGACUUUAUCUCCAUACUGAAAGUGAAGAUUUAUCUUUCCAUGAUCUUGAAUAUUUUUGAUUUUUUAUACAAGACUUACGGUUCUUACUAUGGUUCGACUUGGUCUGGCGCCUUUGUUGAACCAGUUAUGUUGGAGGACAUCGUGUAAGAAAGCCAGUUUUAUUCAGGUUGCUGCAUUGGAAUCGAAUCAAUCGAAGCAUAUGGAUUGCAAAAGUGUCUGGGUCUGGAACAAGAUUGUCACUUGUCGUGCUAUUAAAUACAAAUCAU